AUGUCGUUCCUGCCUAGCCGUCUUUCGCUGACUGCCCGCGCCACGCUGCGCGCCAUUCCCCGUGCCCAGGCCUCUGCCCUGCGCAGCAUUGCCACCUCGGCUGUGCGCCUGAGCGAGCAGCCCCCCAUCAUCCAGGGUUCGGGCUCGCCGACUGGCACCAUCCCCUCGGACGAGGACCAGAGCACCGGUCUUGAGCGCUACGAGCUCAUGGGCCGCCUGCAGGGUGUCGACGUCUUCGACAUGCAGCCGCUCGAGGCGGACCGUCUCGGUACCAAGGCGGAGCCCGUCAAGGUCCGCAGCAUGUACCACGAGCAGAUUGUCGGCUGCACUGGUGUUCCCGUCGACUCGCACGAGACCCUCUGGCUGAACAUGAGCCGCGAGAAGGAGUUCACGAGGUGCCCUCGCUGCGGUAGCGUCUACCAGCUCGAGUUCCUCGGUGAGGAGGGCCACCACCACCACUAA
Molecule: messenger RNA, 462 nt
Organism: Malassezia japonica
Lineage: Eukaryota; Fungi; Basidiomycota; Malasseziomycetes; Malasseziales; Malasseziaceae
Gene: COX4
Product: Cytochrome c oxidase subunit 4
Exons: 3
Coding region: 1-462 (153 amino acids)
Biological process (GO): mitochondrial electron transport, cytochrome c to oxygen
Cellular component (GO): mitochondrial envelope
Source: RefSeq, a predicted model, not a curated record